UAAGAGUUGAGAUGGUUGGUUGGGCAGGCUGGAGUAGUGGAUUUUAUUUCCAUUCUCCUAAAACUUCAAGUAAUUAGUAAUUUUUUUUUUUUUGAACGGCAUGUAAUUAGUAAUUAAUCAAGGAUUUUCACACAUGAGAAUAGGAAGCCUGAGUUUAAUGAAAUAUGAAUAAGAAAGAUAGAGAGUUGGGGGCAUUUGAAAUGGGACCUAAUUUAUCAGGUGAAGGAAGGUGGAUUAGUUGGCUGGGCCGCCGCCGAGUUGGCUUUUACGUCUUCAUGUGAUGGGGUUUGGGCCAGACACCUCAACUUAUCUGGAUUUGCUUGGUUCUGAUUAUUAUCCAGUUAUGAAUAACUGGAACACAAGUAUCGAUUGCUGUAAUUGGAAUGGAGUUACUUGCGACGACUCCACUGGUGACGUUAUCAGACUCGACCUCGGUUGUGGUAUGCUUCGAGGUACUGUCCACUCUAACACCUCCCUCUUUCACCUUUCUCGCCUUCAAGGACUCGACCUGGGCUUCAAUGAUAUUAAGCUUGAACCUCGUGCUUUCACCAAUAUGCUUCAAAACUAUAGUAAUUUGGAAGACCUUUGGCUUACUAACAUUAAUAUAGGUUUGGCUUUACCCACUUAUACGAACUUCUCUUCUUCUCUAAAGCAACUCGAUCUUAGCUCCACCGGCCUGCACGGGAAAUUGCCUGUUAACUUAUUCGAUUUUCUAAAUGUCGAAGAACUUAUCUUGUCAAUGAAUAAUAAUCUCACUGGUCCAUUGCCUAAAGUUAAUACUAGCACUAGCAACCCGCUGGUGUCGUUAGAUCUCUCAUCUACAAGUUUAUCAGGAAAGAUACCGGAGUCAAUUGGCUAUCUCAAUUCUCUGAUGUACUUAGAUUUAUCAGAUUGUGGUUUGACCGGGUCCCUUCCCAAAUCCUUAGUUAACCUUAGGAACCUUAGUUUUCUAUAUCUAUCAUCUAACAUGCUUUCUGGAACGUUGCCUUCUUCGUUGUUUACUCUUCCUUCUUUGAAAUAUAUUAGGCUACGGAAUAAUAUGUUCAUAGGAAAUAUACCGGUCGAGUUGUUUUCCCUUCAAUCUAUAAAAGGAUUAUCUCUUGGCAAUAAUCAAUUAUCUGGCCAGACCGAUGUGCUUGGUCAUCGCCCCAUUUCCCAAACAUUUCGCCAACUAACCAACCUAACUUAUAUAGACCUUUCAUCUAAUCAUUUUAGAGGUGACUGGGAUCUGGAUAUAUUGUUAUCAAGUCUCACAAACCUUGAAGAACUCCAUCUCUCACUCAGCGGUUUAUCUGUAUCAAGCAAUAAUGCUAAACACUAUGUCAACCCUAAAUUUAAGCUCUUAAGUUUGUCAUCUUGCAAGCUAAAUGUAUUUCCGGAAUCCUUACAGGCCAUGAAAAAUCUUAAAACCUUGGAUUUAUCUAAUAAUGACAUACAUGGUCAUAUUCCCGAGUGGAUAGGGGAGAUGGGAGGAAAUAGUUUGUUAAUUUUGGAUCUCUCAAAUAACUCCAUUAGUGGCACCAUUCCAAAUGUAUUCAACAAUUAUGCAAAACUGGAGGGGUUUAUAGUGAACGAAAAUCAAUUAGAAGGAGAGGUGCCCUCUUCUUUGUCCAAUUGUCAAAAGCUGAGGAUAAUUGAUUUGGGAAAAAACCACUUAAAUGACACGUUCCCUGGUUGGUUAGGAAGUCUUCCAGAUUUGCAGGCUCUUGUCCUUGAUUCAAAUAGUUUCCAUGGUCGUAUUGCAACCUUUUUUACUAUUGAAUUCCCAUUUCCAAGUUUGCGAGUUCUGGUUUUAUCUCAUAAUGAGUUUGAAGGUGAACUCCCUCUUGAAUAUCUUCAAAGUUUUAAUGCCAUGAAGAAUGUGGUUAAAAAUAACACAAAACCAGAAUACUUGUUAGUCGGUCGUGUGUAUUACUCUAUCGUUAUUGCGAUGAAAGGGGUGGAACAAGAUUUUCCAUACCUAUUGGUUGAGUAUACAAUUAUUGAUCUAUCAAACAACAAUUUUGAAAGUGAGAUUCCAGACAUCAUUGGAAAUCUGAACUCAUUAAAAGUGCUCAACUUAUCCCACAAUAGCCUCACAGGUCAAAUCCCACGUGCUCUUGGAAAAUUGUCAGAAAUUGAAUCAUUAGACUUAUCUUGGAACCAACUCACUGGAGAGAUACCCCAAAGCCUUGCAGACUUGACAUUUCUUAGCUCCUUAAACCUCUCGCAAAACCUUCUUAUGGGACGUAUUCCGCAAGGAAAUCAGUUCAGCACAUUUCAAGGUGACUCGUUUGGAGGCAAUCCAAAACUCUGUGGUCCCCCGUUGCCCAGCAAGUGUGAGGUUCCACGCCAACCACAAGUUGAAGGGGAUGGCGAUGAUGUAGACCAGGAUGGUGGACUUCCAUGGAAAGUGGUGAUGUUGGGAUAUGGAUGUGGAACCUUAGUUGGAUUAGUCCUGGGAUAUCUCAUGUUGUCAACUGGAAGACCAAGGUGGUUCAAUGCAAUUGCUGAUGCAACAUCGCAUAUGAUCUUGCGAUGUAAACCAAGAGAAGAUAGUGAAUGAAAUUACUUUAUAAAUGGUACGUUUUUAACGUUUCCCUUUCCCCUAAAUUGUGCAAAACACGUACCGUACUCUGUUUUUUUUCGAACGACGUUCUAGUGCAGGUAAGAAGUUUCCGUUUACUACUGGAUCAUUUGAACCAUGCAGUUGUAGAGCAGCUUCUCAUAGGGAUAACAAAGAAGGAUGCCAGCUUUAUAUUGGGAACGUAGCGUAGAAAAGGAUUCUUGAAUAAUCAUGUUUUGUUCUUAGUUUUUUCGGAUUAUUAUUGCAUAUCAAUUAAAUAGGUUGUUAGUGUUUGAUACUUUAAUUUACAUGGUAUGUGGAUGAAUAAUGUGGUAAUGAUGUUAAUGGUAAUCUGGUACGUUUUUGUUA
Messenger RNA from Erigeron canadensis, 2914 nucleotides. RefSeq names its product receptor-like protein Cf-9. The coding region runs from base 281 to 2545 and encodes 754 amino acids. NCBI's taxonomy places the organism in Eukaryota, Viridiplantae, Streptophyta, Magnoliopsida, Asterales, Asteraceae. The transcript has 3 exons. The record is from RefSeq and is a predicted model, not a curated record. Gene Ontology annotation, molecular function: protein binding.